Messenger RNA from Vollenhovia emeryi, 3996 nucleotides. RefSeq lists its product as uncharacterized. Lineage: Eukaryota; Metazoa; Arthropoda; Insecta; Hymenoptera; Formicidae. The record is from RefSeq and is a predicted model, not a curated record. Bases 1 to 3996 code for a protein of 1331 amino acids. Gene Ontology annotation, molecular function: nucleic acid binding. Gene Ontology annotation, biological process: DNA integration. The transcript is spliced from 2 exons.
AUGCGAGAACACCACGCCGUGCUCGAUUUUCAAAAUAAUUUGCUACAAUACGACAAUGUGCGCGUCCCUUUUGCUAAAACAGAGAUCGUGGAAGUAAAACCACGUUCCGUCACCCCCGCGCACGUUAACGUCUCUAAUCCCGAAAACCAAACGGGAUACGUCUCUUUACUACCGACGGAGUCCGGAAUAUACUUCGGUAACGCGUUAGUAACUAAUUCUCAUGGCAAAGCAUAUUUGCCUGUUUUUAAUACUACCGAACAGCUUUAUGAAUUGGAAGUCCCUACCGUUCCCCUGCUGGAUUACGACACCUUUGAUUCCGAGGAUAUCAGAGAGUCCGAUCCAUCCGCGACAGUCCAAGGACACGCAGCUACCCCUACCCCCUCUUCAAGUGUUUUCACACCUUCUACUCAACCCCUUAACGCUCUUAUUGCCGAUUCUGAGAAAUCGGAUUCUCAUAUGUUACCCCUUGUUCCGUUAAGUUCUCCGUACCUAGGUCGCGAAGAAUCCAUACAAGAGGUUCAACAUUCUUCUUAUUUUUCAAAUUCCAGUAAUACUCCCCUUUAUACCAGCGACCGCGCUGAUUCUAUUUUACAAUUAUUAAGAAUCAAUCAUCUUAACUCCGAGGAGAAAGAUGAGUUGAUUUCAUUAAUUCAUAAAAAUUCUGAUAGGUUUCAAUUACCUUCUGACCCUUUCGAGUGUACAAAUGCCACACAACAUUCCAUUCCUACUAUUAAUGAACUACCCAUCCAUACCAAACAAUAUCGUUUCCCUCCAAUUCAUAAGGACGAAAUUAAUAAGCAGGUAGACGGGUUACUAAAAAAUAAUAUCGUAGAAUAUUCUUCCUCUCCGUACAAUUCACCCGUUUGGAUUGUACCCAAAAAGCCAGAUUCUGCCGGUAAUAAGCGUUGGAGAAUGGUAAUCGAUUACAGACUUUUAAAUGAAAAAACUAUUGGCGACGCGUACCCGCUCCCCAAUAUCACGGAUAUUCUCGAUCAAUUAGGAAACGCAAAAUACUUCUCCGUCUUAGACUUAGCUUCCGGGUUUCAUCAGAUACCUAUUAAUCCGCAAGACGCGCCUAAAACCGCCUUUUCAACUCCAUACGGUCAUUAUCAAUUCCGGAGAAUGCCCUUCGGAUUGAAAAAUGCACCAGCGACGUUCCAAAGAUUAAUGGACAACGUGCUAACGGGCCUACAGGGCAAUGAGCUCUUUGUUUACAUGGAUGACAUAGUGAUAUAUGCCCGAUCUUUGCAGGAACAUGCUGUAAAGCUUAAUAAAUUGAUGACGCGCUUGAGAAACGCGAAUCUAAAGCUCCAACCGGACAAAUGUGAGUUUUUGCGCAAAGAAGUCGCGUACCUCGGCCAUAUUAUAGGUGCCGACGGUGUUAGACCGGACCCCGGGAAAAUCAAGUCCAUUCAAUUGUUCCCGCAACCGCGCAAUCAAAAGAACAUAAAACAAUUUCUGGGACUUGUGGGGUACUAUCGUCGAUUCAUACCCCAAUUUUCUAAGAUAGCAAAACCUCUAAGCGAUCUUUUGAAAAAGGAUACGCCCUUUAAUUUCCAACAAAAGCACAUAGAAGCUUUCGAUACUUUAAGAAACUGUCUGUGUACAGAACCCAUCUUACAAUACCCCGAUUUUAAUCAACCCUUUGUUCUAACCACCGAUGCCUCAGGAUACGCCAUCGGCGGUAUACUCAGCCAAGGCAAGAUCGGAAAAGACUUGCCCAUUGCCUACGUUUCUAGAGUUUUAAAUAAAGCCGAACAGAAUUAUUCGGUAAUAGAAAAAGAAUGCUUAGCUAUCGUAUAUUGUACCAACCACUUUCGGCCAUACCUUUAUGGACAGAAAUUUACUAUAGUCACGGAUCACAAGCCAUUGAUAUGGCUGUAUUCAAUCAAAGACCCGUCCUCGCGGCUGUGGAAAUGGCGCGCGAAAUUAGUCGAAUACAAUUACGAGUUUUAUUAUAAGAAGGGCACUUCAAAUACUAACGCGGAUGCUCUAUCCAGAAACCCGCCCGAUGCAAUCGCCCUGCCAAUGACUGCACAGCCCAUUAUCACCGAACCCAACGAUGAUUCUAACGAAUCAAUAUUUUCUGCAAAUCCUAUACCCGUUUCCGUUUCACCAACUCCUGUUCCUAUACCGGAUCCAGAAAUUCCACCGGAUCCUGACCCCCUCUUUGAAAUCGAAAAUUCUAGUCAAUCCGGAGAUAGCGAUUCGGAAAUUCCAAGUGAUUCAGACGAGGAAAAUGAUGAUAACGAACAAAUGAUGUUCCAAUCUGAUUCCAUACCAGCUAUCCAAAAAAUUAACGAAACUAAGCUCAAUAUCGCAUUCAGUCGUGAUGGAUUAACAACUCAAAAGGAUAAUUUAGUGAUCUUUAUCACAUCCACGGGAGAACCUUUUGAUCGUGGCGCUAAGGAGUUACAAAAGAAUGAUAUGCUUCCUAAAUAUACAGACAUUACUUUUGAGCGUGCCAAAGUUACUUCUAUCGGCUCAAAGUUUUUGAUCGCGCUUCCUGUAAAAUUGAACAAGCGAAUUUUAAUUGAAACUGGUAACAUCAAAAAUUGUCUAGAAUCUCUGGUCGAUGUAAUCACUGAAUUUGAUUUACCAUCAUUUAGCAUCAACACCACCAGUUACCUUGAUGAAAUCCCAUGGGACUAUUUCCAAAAACAGCUUAGUAAAUAUUUCCGAGAAUUCCCUAUCAAAAUCACCAUUUGCCAAAAUCUAAUUACCGCACCAGAAAUCCCGGAGCGAUUACCUCUCAUAACCGAGUAUCACGCGUCUGCUAUCGGUGGCCAUAAAGGGAUUACCAAAACCUAUAACAGACUGCGUACCCAUUAUUAUUGGAACUCUAUGAAAUUAGACAUCCAAAAGUACAUUCAAAACUGUAAAGAGUGUCAAUUAAAGAAACUAACUCGGGUUAAGACGAAACAACCUAUGAUAAUAACUGAUACUCCCGGGUCUGCUUUUGAUAAAAUAGCCUUAGACAUUAUGGGCCCUUUACCCGAAUCUGACAAUGGAAAUAAUUAUAUCUUGACACUGCAAGAUCUACUUACUAAAUAUUCUGUGGCUGUUCCCCUCAAAGAAGCCACCUCGUUAACCAUAGCCGAUGCUUUUACGAAGCAUUUUAUCUGUAUCUACGGAGCCCCUAAGGCCAUACUUACAGACCAGGGCAGUAACUUUCUCACAUCACUCAUGAAAAAUUUGGCCAAGAAAUUCAAAAUAACUCAUUUCAAGACCACCGCGUACCAUCCGCAAUCUAACGGUUCAAUCGAGAGAUCCCACCAUGUCCUGACAGAAUACCUUAAGACGCAAAUUAAUAAGGACUCUAAUUGGGAUGAUUACGUAUCACUCGCCAUGUUUUCAUACAACACCAGCGUACACGAAGGCACUAAAUACUCCCCUUACCAGUUAGUCUUCGGGCGCGUCCCGAGAACACCAUCCUCGUACACGUCCGCCGAGGACGAACCUAAUGUUACUUAUCAGCAAUACCUCACUGAUUUGUUUAACCGACUACGCGACACGCAAGAAGACGCGCGUCGAAACCUUAUUCGGUCUAAAGAACGCACUAAAAACUAUUAUGACAAGCGAGUUCAUCAAAAGACCUUUAAACAAGGCGACAACGUGUUCCUAUUAAAGGAACCUAGAAAAGGAAAGUUCGGAAACCAGUAUUCGGGACCGUACAAGGUCUUAGAAGUCCUCACUUCCAAUAACAUACGAAUUCUAUUCCGCAAUAAGCCUCGCGUAGUGCAUGCCGAUAAACUGAAACUAACCUCUCGUGAUCCCACUACACUGCACGAAAACCUGAGCCAUGAUGGCAGCCGAACCACCGAGUUCCUGCCUACUGCUAUGCUGAGCCCGACUCUGCACGAAAACCUGAGCCAACCCGUCCAGCCGAUGCUCCGAGAUCACAUACCCGCCGGAAGUUCUUCCACGUCACUACAUCUGCCCGAGAGAGACUCAUCACCGCACAAUCCCCACAUAACCCAUUCAUCGAUAGAAUAA